CGCGCAUGCGCGAAAAAGGGAGCUCAGUGACAACAGAUAAUAGUGGAGGUAGGAGAAUGAUUUUAGUUUGGAGGAAGAGAGUAACUUGGAAUAAGUGAAAAUUAAAAAUAAACAAAGUUGCGACUGCAUAUAGUUUUAAGUAGGUAGGAAGAAAAAUAAUACGACAUUGUAACAAAUUAUCCGUGAAUGAGAUUUCACGAUCCUAGUAAAGAGACAAGAAAAUACAAUGGCAUCCAGUUCAUUGGAAAACGAACAAGAAGAUAAGGAACAAGAGGACCCGAUUAGAUGCAUAUUCUUUGCUGAAUUUCAUCAUAUAGCUGGGCCGAAAAUUACAUGCCAGGUGCCUGAUAAUUUCAUAUCCAAGGACAUCUUCGACAAUGUCAGUGUUUAUAUUAUACCAAAGGCACAGUUACAAAGAAGCACCAUUACAAUCACACUGAAGGACUAUAAAAUUCUUGGAUUCCCUGUGAAGAUUGAUGAUAAAAAGUAUGCAAGAAAUGCAUUCUAUUUCAAUUUGUGUUUUGUCUGUGAUGCAAACGCUCGUACCGUCCAUUAUGAGCCAGUAGUUAAGAAGAUGUCAGAUUUUUUGAUGGCUUUGGAAAUAGAAAAUUGCUUUCUAUCUGCCUCAGAUGACAAAACCAGACUGGCAGAGAUGCUCGCACAAGUCAUGCAAGAUUUGAAUCUACACAAGAUGUGUACUCUGACUGAAGGGACUAUGACAUCUCAUUUGAAGGUUGUGAGAUUAACGCCUGAACCAAAGCCAGUUCUUGAUCAUCAGGUACCAAUAUUUCUUGAAGACAGGGAAACUUUUCAGAGCGAUCAAUGGGAUUUGACCACACAACAAGUAUUGCCUUAUAUCGACGGCUUCAAUCACGUGGCGCGCAUAGCGGCUGAGGCCGACGUGGAGAAUAAUUUAGUCAAAAGCUGUGUACAAAAUCUCGUAUAUUAUGGGGUCGUAACUUUGAUCCCGAUAUUUCAAUAUAGUAACGUUUACGCCGUUACACCGAAAUUAAGGAAAUUGCCAGACGAUAUAAAAUUACAGGAACGAUGUAUAGCAUAUGCUUCGAAGUCAACUAGGCAGCCUGCGUAUUUUAGAGAUAUAUACCGUAUGUAUUCAAGUAUGACUUACGGCGUUAGCAUGAAGGAUUUAUGUCAACGUCUCAACCCACAAAAUUUAAGAAUAAAUGAAAGAAGACUGGUACAAUUUGGUUUAAUCGAAGGACUUAUUAGAAGGGUAUAUAAUUAUCCUGUACUUCUCCCCGGCGCAUCAUGCAACGAAGAAGCGAAAAACAAUCCAAUUUAUAAGUAUUUCACAGGAACGUACAGCCUCGAUGAAAUAUGUUGUAGCACAGGCCAAUCGGCCGCGCAAAUUGAAGAUGUUAUAGAGCGCGAUCCGAAUGUUUUAAUGAUAUGGAAGUGAUGUGAAUUAAUGGAGAAUUGUUAUAACUUAAAUGAAAAAAUGACUGCAACAAUUCUCUACUUGUAUAUAUCUAUGUAAAAAUUUCAAGCAGCAAUGAGAAUGUAAUAGAUUAGAACUUUUUUAUUACUUUCGUUUCUCAUAGUCAUGUUUGUAUAAAUACAAUGAAACCAAAGAUAUUCA
Molecule: messenger RNA, 1600 nt
Organism: Pogonomyrmex barbatus (red harvester ant)
Lineage: Eukaryota; Metazoa; Arthropoda; Insecta; Hymenoptera; Formicidae
Gene: Nprl2
Product: Nitrogen permease regulator-like 2
Biological process (GO): positive regulation of autophagy; cellular response to amino acid starvation; negative regulation of TORC1 signaling
Cellular component (GO): vacuolar membrane; GATOR1 complex
Molecular function (GO): GTPase activator activity
Source: RefSeq, a predicted model, not a curated record